UGUCGGUGACAUCAGCAUUGCAGCAGAAGCGCAUGCAGCAUUGCGCUGCAGAGCCCCUACCACAGUGCUGAGCCAAACCUUCAAGGCAGCACAGACUUGCUGCAAGGAUGGCUGACGUGCCGGAGCCUCACUUUGUGCAGACCCUGGCUGUCAGCACGGCUAAGACAUCCAAGUACCUGUCUUUCUCUCCCUCCUUCCAGCACCUCAAAUUUACAACCUGGAUCAAGGACAACAUCCGGAAGAAGGAGUGCUGCUACUACGUGCAGGAUGCCAGGGAAGGGAUCUGCAAGUGUGGCUAUCCUAAGCUUCACCAUGCAGAUGAGGCUGUCAAGCCAGAGGAGUUCUUGGGGGAGCCCUGGGACAAGUGCAGGCACAUCCGGGAGGUGCCCACCAAUGCGUUUGGAGACAUAACGUUCGGUGGUCUGGGACAGAAAGUAGGCAAGUAUGUCCGAGUGUCCACAAAUACUUCCCCUGAGAUCCUAUAUCAGUUGAUUAUUGAGCAAUGGAGACUCCACCCGCCCAAUCUGCUCAUCUCGGUCACUGGUGGGGCCAAGAAUUUCUACAUGAAAGCUCGGCUGAAAGAGAUGUUCCGCAGGGGGCUCAUCAAAGUCACCCAGUCCACAGGAGCGUGGAUCCUGACGGGCGGUACGCACACGGGUGUCAUGAAACAUGUGGGUAUGGCGGUGCGAGACUACACUACAAGUAGCAGCUCCGCAGAGUCACAGGUUGUGGCCAUUGGCGUGGCCACCUGGGGGGUGUUACACAACCGACAGCCCCUGGUGCACCCCGAGGGAUGCUUUCCUGCUCACUACACCCUGGAUGAACAGGGGCAGGGCCACCUUUCGUGUCUGGACAUCAAUCACUCUCACUUCUUGCUGGUUGAUGAUGGCACACAUGGGCACUAUGGGGUGGAGAUUGACCUUCGCAGCCGCCUAGAAAAGCACAUCUCCCAGCAGUCCUUGGGGCGCAGAGAGGGUGAUGUGACAAUUCCUGUAGUGUGUGUUGUGCUGAAUGGAGGGCCAGGAACUCUAAACACCAUCUACAGCUCCAUGCUCAAUGGCACCCCCUGCGUGGUGCUGGAGGGGUCUGGGCGGCUGGCUGACGUUAUCGCUGAGGUGGCCAACCUGCCCAUGUCCCGGGUGACCAUCUCCCUUAUCCACCAACUGAUGAAGAGGUUCUUUGGCCAGGAGUACGAGGCCUUCACUAAGAUCAACAUAAUCGAGUGGACCAAGAAGAUUCAGGACAUCAUCAGGAUGCCCCACCUGCUUACUAUCUUCUGCAUUAAUGAGAAGGGACACAGUGAUGUGGAUGUGGCCAUUCUACAAGCUCUGCUGAAAGCUUCCAGGAGCUGUGACACCCCUGGCCACAAGAGCUGGGAGCGGCAGUUGGAGCUGGCUGUGGCCUGGAAUCGUGUAGACAUUGCGGAGAGUGAGAUCUUCAGGGAGGAGAGCCAGUGGAAGUCUAGCGACCUUCACCCGGCCAUGUUCUCUGCACUUGUGGGCCACAAGGCGAAAUUUGUGAAGCUGCUCUUGGAGAAUGGUGUCUCCCUCAGGGAGUUCCUGGAUGAGGAGACUCUUUGUGUGCUUUAUGCCCACAUGGUGCCUGGCUGUGUCUUCUUACGCCGGCUGGCCAAGCGCAUCAGGGGUGAAAACGGAUGCCGCCGUCAGUCUGAUCACCCAUCAGGUCAGAGAUGGGUGUCAUUGCAGCACGUGUCUGAGGAAGUGCGCCACUUCCUGGGUAGUUUCACUAAGCCACUCUACCCACCUCUGCCUCAUCGCAAUUACGUUGAGAUGUCCGAAGAUGACAUCCAGAUGACAGCUCUUUCCAAAGGGUCUGAAGGGCUCCAGGGUACCUCCAGUGCAAAAGAGGGAAUGGGGACAGAGUCUCUUAGGGACCCAGGGAGUGACCUCUUCCUCUGGGCCAUACUGCAGAACAACAAGGAGCUGGCUGAGAUUCUGUGGGAGCAGUGCAGGGAUGGCAUAACAGCAGCACUGGUGGCCAGCAAGAUCCUGAAGAAGCUAGCGAUCGAGGAAGAAGAGGAGGGCAAUGAGGCUGAGGACAUGAGGGCGCUGGCUAAUCACUAUGAGCAACAGGCUGUUGGAGUGUUCAGCGAGUGCUAUGCCUGGAAUGAUCAAAGGGCCCAGAAACUUCUGACCCGCAUCUCACCAUUCUGGGGCAGAACCACCUGUUUACGCCUUGCCCUGGAGGCUGACGACAAGAGCUUUGUGGCCCACACAGGGGUCCAGUCCCUGCUCACCCAGAUGUGGUGCGGAGAGCUGGCGGUUAGUAACUCAUCAUGGAAAGUGCUCCUGUGCAUACCGUUCACCCCACUCAUCUGCACGGGCCUGCUGACCUUCAGGCGUGAUGCGGAGAUCCAAAGGGAGGCUGAGCAGAACAGCAGGCUGCUUGCCAUGGAGGCCAUGACAGGAAGUUCAACAGACUCCCUGAUGAAAGCUCAACUCCUGGACAGCCGACCACAGUUUGACCUCAAGCCUCUGGACUGCAUCUCUCGACUGGCCAGCUUCUUUUCUGCCCCCGUGGUCAAGUUCUACUUGAACGUCUUGUCCUACUUUGGCUUCCUGUUGCUCUUUGCCUAUGUACUGAUGAUCGACUUUCAAACCAUGCCUUCUUGGAAGGAGAUGCUACUGUAUAUCUGGCUCAUCUCGCUGGUGUGUGAGGAGGUGCGACAGCUCUUUGAUGACCCUGAUGGGUUUGGGUUUCGGAGGAAGGCCAAGAUAUACAUAAACGACCUGUGGAACAUUCUGGAUGUGCUGUCCAUCCUUCUCUUCAUAGCUGGCUUCAGUUGCAGGUUGACCACAGUGGUGUUCUACACUGGGAAGGUCAUCCUCUGUAUCGACUUCAUCGUCUUCAGUUUGCGACUGAUGGCCAUCUUCAUCAUCAGCAAAACGCUGGGGCCUAAGAUUAUCAUCGUCAGGAGGAUGAUGAUGGACAUGUUCUUCUUCAUGUUCCUCUUGAGCAUUUGGGUGGUGGCUUACGGGGUGGCCAAGCAGGGCAUUCUGAUCGACAACGAGGACAGGCUAAACUGGAUCCUGCGGGGCGCGGUCUAUGAGCCCUACCUCACCAUAUUUGGCAACAUCCCGACCAGCAUUGACAACAUGGCGUUUGACAUCAGCACCUGCACUCUGAACGGCAGCAACCCACUAAUGCCCCGGUGCCCCGUACUGAACAAGGACCAGACCCCUGCCUUCCCAGUGUGGCUGACCAUCAUCCUCCUCUGUGUCUACCUACUAUUUGCCAACAUCCUGUUGAUCAACCUACUCAUCGCCAUCUUCAACUACACAUUCCAGCAGGUACAGGACAACACAGACUGCAUCUGGAAGUUCCAGAGGUAUGAGCUGAUCAAGGAGUACCACAGCCGCCCGGCUCCGCCACCGCCCUUCAUCCUCCUUAGCCACUUGUACCUUGUCAUCAGACGCCUGCUCCGCCGGGCCCCCUAUAGCAAACACCAGCAGUUCAAAGUAGAAGUGCCACAAGCAGAGGAGGAGGAACUGCUGUCCUGGGAAGCACUGAUGAAGGACAAUUACUUGGCCAAAAGCCGACAGCAGCAGAGUGAGAGCAUGGAGAACCGCAUUCAGGACACCGCUGACAAGGUAGGUGCUGUGGUGGAAUUCUUAGCAGGCGACCAGGAGCAAGAGUUUGUCACCAUGAUGAAGAGGCUGACCCAUCUGGAGGAGCAGGCCUCGCAGUCCAUUAAAGCUCUUCAGUGGAUAAUGAACGCCCUCAAGCUCCAGGGCUACCAGCCUAAGGAGGAAGCACCGUUGUUCUCAUGCGAUCACGAUGAGUCGUGGGACGAGUUAGCAAAGGAAGGGGCACAAUUCCACGUCAAUGCCCGGCUUCUUAACUAUCCUGAUAGCACUGUCACCCGCUUCCCCGUGCCUGAUGAGAAGGUCCCCUGGAAGGUGGAGUUCUCUUUUUAUGAUCCUCCUGUUUAUAACGCUCAGAGAGCAGCUGCUCGAAGGAAGAGCCUACAGGAAACUGUUGACUCGGACUCUGCGGAUUUGGACAACUACAGGAACCCAGUGGGAAGGACAGGCAUGAAGGGCAGAGGAUGCCUCAUCCAGCUUGGGCCCAACCAGAUACAUGAAGUGGUUCUCACUCGCUGGAGGGAGGGGGUGAAGCGUGUGCUGCAGUUUCUGGCCCUGUGGGAGGAAUCCAAGGGAUGCUGGGUGCUACCUAAGGUGAGUUUGACAAGCUGACCACUUUAGCUCUGAUCUGAGGG
Molecule: messenger RNA, 4240 nt
Organism: Scleropages formosus (Asian bonytongue)
Lineage: Eukaryota; Metazoa; Chordata; Actinopteri; Osteoglossiformes; Osteoglossidae
Gene: trpm2
Product: transient receptor potential cation channel, subfamily M, member 2
Exons: 29
Coding region: 108-4217 (1369 amino acids)
Biological process (GO): calcium ion transmembrane transport
Cellular component (GO): plasma membrane
Molecular function (GO): ligand-gated calcium channel activity
Source: RefSeq, a predicted model, not a curated record